ACGAAGGGGAAGCGAAGCGAGUUUCUAUCACCGCAACUUGGUCUCGGUGGCCUCUUGUCACCCAGCGCAACGACAGCGAGGCGUGCCUUGACACACGUCCUCUGCGCUACCAACAAGUCAAUCUUGGGAUAACAUCACCUCCCCACAGUAAUUACCCUCAUCAUCGUACUCGAAUUCACUCGCUCACACUCUCAUGGCUGUCCUCGUCUCUCAAUCCUGCGUCCGUACCUCUCUCAAUGACCUAGCUCCCGGCCAUGUCCCUCACCGACACGAUGCCUGAGCCGUUAUCUUCCCUGUCGCCCGCCAAGCAGAACUCCAGAUCCUCCCCUGUCAAGCUCGAUUUUCCCCAGAAGCCUCUUCCAGAAGCUCUUAAAUCCCCUAGCACCAUGACCACCACUACUCUUGCGCAGUCCGCCUCGAUCAAUCCUACCAAUAUUUCCCUUCCUGUCAUGGACGUUCCAAUCUCGUCCCCGACGCUCUCCAGUCAACCUUCUAGUCCGAGGAAGCCACUGUCGCCCAUCAAAUACCGCUUACAAGACGAAUCAAAAGUCGACAGCUCUCCCCCAGGCUCCCCUGCCGAGCCCACGGUGCGGUUCAAUGAAGGCCUCACGCGUGCGAUCGACGCGAUGCAGAAAGACGCAGCUGCGCAAGAUGAUGGUUUGGACGAGUCAAUAAUACACCACUCUCUCGACGAUGGGGUCGACAUAUCUACAGAUUGCGAAACUCCUGCCAGGGAGGCAUCUGAUACUAUGACCUUGACUCUGAGUUUGGGUGACAAAACUAUCCACGAUGACACAAUUGGAGAUCUGAGCACCAUCUCUGCCAUCCCGACAGACCUGACCAGAUUCGCAAACCUGAGAGACACUCCGUCCCAGUCCCGGCAGGAGCCUUGGUCGCCUUCCAAACAACUCAGACCAUCUGUAAUCACUAGUACUCCCGGCACUGCCCAACGCCCCUUGCGUCUGCUGUCUGCGUCUAGGAGGAGUAUCUCAUCAAAUGAGGAGGACGAAGCAACCCCCCGAAGAAAUACCUAUUUCAACGACUCCCCAACCGAUCUCAUGAAUUUCACGGGGCAAUCAAAUAUCUUGAUGCCCCCUCCCGGCUCUGUACAGCGCCCCAUCAGAAGAAGCCCCUCUGGGAGGAAAGGGUUCCCGAUCAAAGUCAAUCCAAGCCCCGUUCAUCGGUCUCAAGCCUCGGUGGAUCGCGAACGAGCUUCAGGUCGUUCUCCACAAAAGCAGGACCAGGCUCUAUUCGGAGACAAACCUAUCCCAUCAACACCUGCUAGUCAGAGGCACAGCAUGUAUGGCGCAACAACCGGGCUGGGAAUGGACCUGUUGGAUAUCGACCUUGAGCCAAUGGCCACGCCACGCUCCAUUCCCACCAUCACGCCCCGAGAGCUGGAAACUCUGCGGUCCGAACUGCAGUCGCGAAUCUCCGGUCUCGAAGCCACUCUAUCGGGCAAAGAGGCGGAGGUGAUGGCUUUGAAACGUGCCGUCACUGAUGCGGAAGUGCGAGUGGGAAAGACCAGCGAGGAACUUCGAAACGAGCGUGCCUCUCGGGAAGAGUUGGAACAUGCAAAGGAAGAGCUGGAGCGCCGCAGUCGAGAGAUGGAGGAAGUCCUUAGGGAGGUCAAACAGAACAUCUUUCUCGAGGAACGGGAAAAGGAAAAGCUUCGAAAACAAGCCGAAGAAGCUGAGCGAAAGACAGAGGAGCACGAAGUGCGGAUUCUUGAGCUUCAGGCUUCCCUUGACACCUUACGCUCUGAACGCAUCAAGUGCACUCCGAGCCCCGACAAGUCAAGCGGUCCUGCAACGCCCGGGGUGAGCACUGACAUUGAUUUUGCCGUCAAGGACGCCACAGAAAAAGUGGCUCGCGAAUUGCAUGCCUUAUACAAGAGCAAACACGAGCGCAAAGUGGCGGACCUCAAGGUUAGCUACGAGAAGAGAUGGAUCAAGCAAGUCGAACAGCUUCGAAUGGAGCUUAAAGCAUCUCAAGAGGAGGUACUCAAGCUUCAAACGGAAAAAGAAGCAACCAUGAGCGGCAUUAUUCCGGGUCAAAGCGAAGCUAUGUCCAAGAUGGAGGGGCAGAUUGAAGAGCUUCGGCGGUGGAACGAGGAGACCAACGCUGAGAAGAAAAUGCUCGAAGCCGAGGCAGCAGGGCUUCGAGGCCAAGUUGAUUCGCUCACCGCUGAGACCGAUUCACUGCGCAAGGAGAUUGAACAAGAAAGGGUUGAGAAGGGCGAGUUGGUCGCCCAGGUGGAUCUAUUCCUGACAAUGAGUGCUCAGCAAGAAGAGCAGCGCGUCAUGCAACAACCACAACAGCCCGUGAGUCCACCUCGGAGUGAGGAUGGCAACGGGCGACCAAAUUCAGCGUCCGCCUUAGCCAGUCCGAACAGAUUCAAGAGCAGCACAAACGGUGGAGAGUCCAGGACAGCUUUGCCAGGACGACCUCGACCAGUAAGCAUGCUGCAAAAGCCCACCGCUGGCAAAUACUCGGGUAUUCCAGCCCCCGGCUCCGGCCUGAAGGCGCCUUCAAGCAACAGCAAAGCUACUGGAUAUGGGGGCCGCAUCUUGGAGGGUAUUGCCCGAAUGGGUGCCGGCGGAAGAUGAAUGUCCUGGCUGAUCUUGGCUCUCAUGGGGUGGUGCCACGAGACUGGCCCAGCCUGGUAAUUUUGGAUACGAUUCGCAUGAUUGACUCCUGGACGACCUUGAUGACAACGGGGACAGAGUGGCCACGGCGUUUUCCAUUGCAAAGCGUGUGAGGUGUCUGAGCGAUUCUGUAGUUUCGAAUAGGAGUUGUUAUUGUUGUUCGGGGACAGAGCAGUUGGCUCAAUCGAAUAGUAUAUGGGAGAGGACGAAGCUGUGUGUGCAUCUGAGGCAUUCCGGAUCAAGGUAAAAAGCCAUGCCGCCCUAAUCAGAGACCCGCUGCCAAGGCUUCCUCAGAAUUCUCCAUACUUAGAACGGAAUAGCUCAAUAUCUGUAUCUCCUGCUCCUGUUCUUCUCCC
Molecule: messenger RNA, 3004 nt
Organism: Cladophialophora immunda
Lineage: Eukaryota; Fungi; Ascomycota; Eurotiomycetes; Chaetothyriales; Herpotrichiellaceae
Exons: 1
Coding region: 255-2609 (784 amino acids)
Source: RefSeq, a predicted model, not a curated record